ACCACCCUCUCCCUCCCUCUCACUCCCCCCACCUCACGCUCUCAUCCAUUCCCAUUCCUUGCAAGCGUAGCCACCUCUCCCACUCACUCUCUCGCAGCUGCUAAGCGAAGCCAUGGGCAAGGACGACGUGAUCGAGAGCGGCGCCGGCGGCGGCGAGUUCGCUGCCAAGGACUACACGGACCCACCGCCAGCUCCACUGAUCGACGCGGCGGAGCUGGGUUCCUGGUCGCUGUACCGCGCCGUGAUCGCCGAGUUCAUCGCGACGCUGCUGUUCCUGUACAUCACCGUCGCCACCGUGAUCGGGUACAAGCACCAGACGGACGCGACGGCGUCGGGCGCCGACGCCGCGUGCGGCGGCGUGGGCGUGCUGGGCAUCGCGUGGGCGUUCGGCGGCAUGAUCUUCGUCCUCGUCUACUGCACGGCGGGGAUCUCCGGCGGCCACAUCAACCCGGCCGUCACCUUCGGCCUGUUCCUGGCGCGCAAGGUCUCCCUGGUGCGCGCGCUGCUCUACAUCGUGGCGCAGUGCCUGGGCGCCAUCUGCGGCGUCGGCCUCGUCAAGGCGUUCCAGAGCGCCUACUUCGACAGGUACGGCGGCGGCGCCAACUCGCUCGCCUCCGGCUACUCACGCGGCACCGGGCUCGGCGCCGAGAUCAUCGGCACCUUCGUGCUCGUCUACACCGUCUUCUCCGCCACCGACCCCAAGCGCAACGCCCGCGACUCCCACGUCCCGGUUCUGGCUCCCCUCCCCAUCGGCUUCGCCGUGUUCAUGGUGCACCUGGCCACCAUCCCCGUCACCGGCACCGGCAUCAACCCGGCCAGGAGCCUUGGCGCAGCCGUCAUCUACAACAAGGACAAGCCCUGGGAUGACCACUGGAUCUUCUGGGUGGGCCCAUUCGUGGGCGCUGCCAUCGCGGCGUUCUACCACCAGUACAUCCUCCGGGCGGGCGCCAUCAAGGCACUCGGCUCCUUCAGGAGCAACGCGUGAGCGCAGGAGCCACCCGUGUGUCCCGUCGUCCAAGGCUUUCAAUCUGCAAAGGGCUUUGCUUCUGCUGGAGCAAUGGCGAUCGAUCUUAGGGGGGGAGAGGCUGGAGAAUAAAGUUGCAUCAACUUGUAGUGCCGGUGGUUUGGUCGCUCUUGUUUCAGCAGCUGCGUUGCGCGUGCGUGGAAUUUGGUUUCGUUUCCCUGUAAUGAUCAACCAUCAUCAUCAUCAUGUGUCGUAAUCUGCUGUCCAAGGGAUUCCGUCUCCUCCUUUCCUCUCCUGCUCUUCUAGCCUCUACUAUUUUUCUAUUUAAUUAUUGUUAUUAUUAUGUAGCGACAAGCAUCAUCAAUCAUCAUCAGUGAGAACCUCUUGCUUCUGUCUAAAUCAACCGACAUGUGGAGUGGAUGGGAUUAUUCAGUCUU
This is a messenger RNA of Sorghum bicolor (sorghum), 1401 nucleotides long. RefSeq names its product aquaporin PIP2-1. Bases 113 to 985 code for a protein of 290 amino acids. The record is from RefSeq and is a predicted model, not a curated record. The transcript has 3 exons. Gene Ontology annotation, molecular function: water channel activity. NCBI's taxonomy places the organism in Eukaryota, Viridiplantae, Streptophyta, Magnoliopsida, Poales, Poaceae. Gene Ontology annotation, biological process: transmembrane transport. Gene Ontology annotation, cellular component: plasma membrane.